AUGAGUGGUCUAUCAUCUGGUUCAUAUUAUCCAAUGAAAGAAAUUGAUGCAGAAACGGCAAGUUUUGUCUGUCUUCCAAUCACUUCCAAUAAAAGUGGAAUGAAAUUACUUGCUAGCAAUGAUCUUUAUCUUCGAUAUUUAACUGAGUAUGGAUCCAUUCCUGGCUGGGUUAAUUACGGUAUUUUUUAUGUCUUAUGGGUAAUUAUUCGGUUUCAAUAUGAAGAACUACAUAUAAACGAUGGGGCUAUUGGUGAAAUAGGAGUGCAUGCAGGUAAACUGACCUCUUAUUUGUACUUAUUGCGUCAUCUAAAUAAGAAGCAAAAGCUGUUUGCAAUUGAUGUUUUUGGGAAAAAGGAACUUAAUAUUGACAAAUCUGGUGAUGGAGACCGGAAAGUUUUUCUCUCCUACAUUCAACGAUAUGCAAAUGUUACUGCCGACGAAGUCAAUAUUUACGAAGGUAGCUCGCUUGAUCUAAAUUCAGAUUUCUCAAAAAAUCUGGAAGCGCAACGAUGGUGGCAGACCACGAUCAAGCGAGAUAGAGGAUGCCAAUUAGUAUCAAUAGAUGGUGGCCAUACAACUUUGACCACUUAUUCAGAUAUGUGUGUAAUAUCUAAUUCUUUAGUCGAUGGAGGAGUCGUCAUGGUAGAUGAUAUUGAUAAUCCAGGAUGGCUAGGAGUGCGGGAUGGCGUAAGUAAGUUCUUAUGUGAAACAUCGAAUUAUUUCAACAUUAGGGAAAACCUGGAUUUAACCGAGGCUGCUACGAAGAAUGUCUAUGAGCCUGACUUUAAUUAUUCAUGUCGUAUUGUAAAAGCAACCAUGAAAACCAUGAAAUUUGGAUGUAAUUGUUAUCGGUUGGCGCCUUUUCUGAAGUAUGAUAAUAAACUGUUUCUAACAACUCCAAAUUAUUAUGCUCAUUAUGUGCAUUUGCUAAAAAAGAUUAACGAAAACGGAACAAACUUAAUAGCUUUCAAUAAGUUACGAUACACAGUUGGCAAUAUACCAGUUUGGGCAGACAGUGAGCUCAAGAAAGUGGAUAUUUUUGAUAAACUGGUAAAACCUACUUGGUUAUCAGAGAUAGCGCAUGCAACGACUCAUUCUUGA
Molecule: messenger RNA, 1101 nt
Organism: Rotaria socialis
Lineage: Eukaryota; Metazoa; Rotifera; Eurotatoria; Philodinida; Philodinidae
Source: the annotation of a GenBank genome assembly